Molecule: messenger RNA, 2229 nt
Organism: Schistosoma bovis
Lineage: Eukaryota; Metazoa; Platyhelminthes; Trematoda; Strigeidida; Schistosomatidae
Source: the annotation of a GenBank genome assembly
UUUUCGAACAUUUUUCGAGUCCCUAAGAUAAAUAUGAGAAAUUAUUGUGAAUAAAGAAUGACUUAUGUAAUUAGGUACAUUACAGAACUCACGGUGAUCUGAAACUGGAAUACUGAUAAUUGGACAGUCAUUACCCCAGACUUCGUAAUUAUUUAAACUGUUGCGUUCCAGCGUGGCGUAUUUGGCUUAGAUUUCUGCAUAGAAAUACAUAUCUGUCGAUAUUUUUACCUAUACAAAUACUGCAGUUCAUCAUGCCGAAGUGCAUUAAGAUGGAUCGUUUCCGAUAUAUAACCAGUGAAGCUUGGCGUGCUUUAAUAGCAGUAAGAACUGGGGAGUUCACAAACCUUUCUUGCUUUCAGAUCGAGAUGGGACUAAAAAAUCACGAAGUCGUGCCUCCAGAGUUAGCACUUAAAAUUUCUCACCUUAGACGAAGUUGUAUCGGCUUCAGCCAUCUAGUUCAAGAACAGUUAAUACUAAAUAGGUUGGUAGCCUACGAAACUGAUAACAAACAUUCGAUGAAAGGAUAUCGUCUUACCAACCUGGGUUACGACUACCUUGCUCUUAAUCAAUUUUUCAAAUCAGAGCAAUUGGAAAGUCUAGGAACAAUGAUUGGAGCUGGAAAAGAGUCUGAUGUCUACAUUGCUGCUGCUGGUGCGCGAUGUGGGCGUCCGUCAGAUGGCUCAGAAGGCCAUUUGGUUGAUUUCCCAAACGAAGGAGAUUCAGUCGUUGUUAAAUUUCACAGACUUGGGAGAACGUCUUUCAGGAAAGUAAAAGAAAAACGAGAGUAUCAUCAACACAGAAGUAGUUGCUCUUGGUUGUAUUUGGAUCGUCUAGCAUCUAAACGCGAGUUCGUUAUGAUGCAGAGCCUUCGGAGUAAUGGUAUUCCUGUUCCUAUCCCUUACACCCACAACCGAAAUGCUGUCGUCAUGUCAUAUAUUGCUGAUAGCCUGCCACUUUACAGAAUACUUCCCAGUAUUUUGAAUUCUAAUGAGUCUGCUUUUGCACGGUCACUUUACUACCAAGCCAAAAACAUAUUGGAAAGAAUUGCUUCUCUUGGUCUUGUUCAUGGUGAUCUAAAUGAGUUUAAUCUGAUGGUUUCCGAUUUGGACCCUGAAGAAAAUACGGAGAUGAGUAAUCCCAAGCUGGUUCUUAUUGACUUCCCUCAAAUGAUCAGUCGUGACCACAAACUAGCUAACACCAUAUAUGAACGAGAUGCAGAAGGUGUUGUCAACUUUUUCAGCCGUUAUUUCGAUAUUCCACUCAACGAUCUACCAUCUUCCCUCGAUUCUAUAAAACGAGUUGAUUAUGUCGACGUGCAUUUAAAAGCUCCGGGUUACAUCUCCAAGAAUGCUGCCAACCGCCAUUCUAAACAUACAAUAGAAGAUUCACUCUUAGGUUCAGUUGCUCGACUUCAAUUAUCAUCACUGGAAAAUAGCGAAGAUGAAGAAAAUACCCGUGACUCUGAUUCGGAUAGCAUCGAUUCUACUACUGAUUCUCAAGAAAAUGAUCAGUCGCAGAUUGAAGUUAAUGAUAAAUCUAAUUUAGAGGAAAUAAACUACAAUGAGAAUAAUAAAAAGGAUAUUAACAGUGUACAAGAGACAAAAAUUACAACGAAACCUGCCUUAAUUACUGUUGAGGAAAUUCGUGAGCGUAAUCGUCGUGAAAGAAGACAUCAAAAACAAGUUGACUUCAAUCGUCAAAUCAAACGUCAUAAUCGCGCUGCUAUAAAACGUCAGGGUCGUCUUAAUAUGAAAGCUGAAGCGUUACUUUUUGGAUAGCUCAAGUUGUUUAUUUUUAUUUUGUUAAUUAUUCGAUCAACAAUAUUUUAACAGAUGUACCUAUAUUUUCUGUUACUAACAUAAACUAAUGUGGAUAUUUCAACCUCUUUCAGAAUCUUCCUUACAUAUUUUGUACACAAUAUUAAGAAGAUAAUUGUAUAGUUACGGUAUUUUUAAAAUCUGGUUUUCUCGUAAUUUCAGAACUUUUAUUGUUUUUGAUCUUGUUGUUCACUUUAUAAAUUGUAAAUAAGUGAUUUUCUGGUCAAUGUAUUACUGACUUUGCUUUUGCUUGACAACACUCAAAUUUACGUGUGAAAAUAGAAAUUAAGCUAAGUCAACAAAUAUUUCCUCCAAAUUAGAGCCUUAACAUAGCUCGACACUGAUUAUUACGUAGGUUUUAAAACAGUUGUUUUCUUUAUUUCCCUAGUAUUUCUUCACAAAUAAUUGAGGA